AUCCGAUUGUCAUUGAAAUAUGAUUUCACUUCACUCCCACUCUGGGCAGUACUGCCUACAUGCCAAAGGGGAAUUGGAAGAUGUGGUUCUCAGAGCUAUAGAACUUGGAUUUGAAGUUUAUGGCCUUUCUGAACAUGUACCGCGAUCUCGGCCGCAGGACCUGUACCCGGAAGAAUCACAUAUAACUCCCGACGACCUCCAAGCCACUUUCACAGCCUUUGUCGCUAACGCACGUCUCUUACAAGAAAAGUAUCGUUCACAAAUUCGCCUAGUUAUAGGGGCGGAAACAGAACAUAUUCACGCAGAUACGCUCAACGAACUCGAAACACUCUGUCGAUCUGUACCUUUGGAUUAUGUCGUCGGUUCUGUACAUCACGUCAAAGGCCACCCCAUCGAUUUUGAUUUAUCUCGCUACGAACUUGCAGAGAGAGCUGUGGGUGGUACCGAGGCGCUUUUCCAGGCCUACUUUGAUGCUCAAUAUGAGAUGCUACUGCGGGUUAAGCCUAGUGUAGUUGGGCACUUUGAUCUCGUGCGCCUGUUCAGACCGAAUCAUGUCUUGUCUGACAAUGUUUGGACCAAAAUUCAUCGGAAUAUCGACGCUAUUACUGGCUACGGGGGACUAGUUGAAAUAAACUCUCGCGCGUGGAAGAAAGGAUUGAGAGACGCUUAUCCACAGCGCGAUAUACUGGAGUGCAUGAAAGAGAAAGGAGUAAGGUUCACAUUGUCCGACGAUAGCCAUGGCCCAGCAGAUGUUGGCAUGCAUUAUGAUAAACUGCGCGACUAUUUGGUGGAAAGAAAAAUUACUACCCUACAUUUUCCAAUGGCCAAUGCGGAAACUCAGUCCAUUGAUUUUGAUCCUGAGCACCCUUUCUGGACAUCUGUAUGGAAGUGAUCGAGACAUUGCGAGCCUGAUCUCACGGCGGAGCAUGGCAUUCUUAACUGAGAGUGACCGCACUAGUCGGUUCAAAAGAUUAGAUUAACAGGGUAAAUGGAGAUAGAUGUGGCCGGGCCCAUAGAUCGGGGGUUAGACAUCUCGAUUUGUCAAGUGGGUUGAUGAAGGAUGUGUUUACGCUGCCACUAGCUCCUUUACACAGAUUAUAUACUCAACGGGCUAUAUUAUCCCAAAUACAAUAUCCCAAACGCUCAGA
Molecule: messenger RNA, 1148 nt
Organism: Spizellomyces punctatus DAOM BR117
Lineage: Eukaryota; Fungi; Chytridiomycota; Chytridiomycetes; Spizellomycetales; Spizellomycetaceae
Product: histidinol phosphate phosphatase HisJ family protein
Exons: 3
Coding region: 20-892 (290 amino acids)
Biological process (GO): L-histidine biosynthetic process
Cellular component (GO): cytoplasm
Molecular function (GO): histidinol-phosphatase activity
Source: RefSeq, a predicted model, not a curated record